Molecule: messenger RNA, 381 nt
Organism: Paramecium primaurelia
Lineage: Eukaryota; Ciliophora; Oligohymenophorea; Peniculida; Parameciidae
Source: the annotation of a GenBank genome assembly
AAAAUUAAUGGGAGCCUGUAAUUCGAAAAAAAAAGAAAAAAAUAUAUCUUAACUAAAUCAAAGUAAAGGUACUCAAGAUUAGGAAAGACAAUAACCUUAAAAUUCAUCAUAUAACCAAUAGUAAAAUAUCGAAUAAUAAAAUUAUAAUCCACCAAAUCAAUUAUAAUAAUUAAAUUCAUCAAAUUACAAUUAACAAUUAGAAGAAGGUGAUCUAGAUCUAUUGAAAGAUGAUAUUUAUGUUUAAAACAUAAAUAAAUCAUUUAAUGAUAUUUAUCAGUUAUUCAAUAAAGUAUUGAAAUUAAUUUAUAGUAGAUGACAUCAGAGUUUGAUUAACUUUCCCAGUUUUUAUUAUCAGGUGCUUAAUAAGAAGUUUAAAUUUGA